AUGCACAAUUACAACGUCGAUCAUAAAUAUAAAUUCUAGACCCGUAUUGGAAAUUGGUUUGAAGAAUGGGAAUUGGAUGAAACAAAGUGAUAAAUUGUGCAUAAAUUAUAUAGGAAAAAAGACUAUUUAAAAAAUAGAUAAAAUGGAUAACUGGCAAGCAUUGUGAAGGAUACAAAGACAAAUUUCAGUUUAAGAUUGGCAUCUCUAACAUUUCCAUAAGAUGAUUACAUUCAUUUUGGUUUUCAUUUGAUGCUUUAAAAUCUAAAGACUUAAGGAUUUCUAUCUAUUGAUAUAUAAGAGAAAUUGAAAAUAGAAGAAGAAGCAUACAAUAUUACAACUGCAUCAACUUCACAACCUACAGUAAGAUCAGUUUUUGUUAUAAUUCCUUAUACUAAAGAACCAAAUUAUUAUGGAGAUGAUGUAUUACAUUAUGGAUAGCAUUUCAGAAUUGUAGCAAAUCCUAGAAUAUCUAAUAAUAAAACAUUCUAUCUUCAUUCACUUCCACAAACACCAACUAGAUGUGCUAAGAUAUCUAGAAAAUAAGAAGUAUGUGCAAUAGAGAGUGAUGUAUUUAAUACAGUAUGGAAAUUUGAACAUGCAGAUCCAAAAAUAAGAUUUGAAAUGGAAGGAUAACCAGUUAGAUCAGAUGAUACAGUUUUAAUUAAACAUUCUUUUACUUAACAUUGGUUAGCUAGUGAUGAUAUUAUAUAUUAAAAUGAUUUUGGAAGAGAAAGAGAAGUUUUUGUGCAUUCUUAUUAAUGCUUAAAUAAAACAUAAAAUUUAAUAGCUGAAAAGGAAGGGAGAACAACCAUCGAUAUUCCUUUAAGAAAUUAAGAGUAAUAUAAAUAUUUAAUUAUAAUAGACCAUAAAAUUUAUGGAAAUUUUAAGUGGCUAGAAAAUAAAAUGAGUAAUUUGAUGAAUCUGUAAUGGAUGACAAUAGAAAUGUUAAGAAUUUAAUGAUAAGAGUAAAAUAAUAAAUUACAAGCAAAGGAUCCUAUGGAUUAAGAGGAUUGGCUAAAAUAUUUAUGGAAAUGGAUUAAAAUAAUAGUUAUAUUAUAUAUUAUAUAUUUUAGAUGGUGUAGUUGAAUAUAAUGAUUUUAAAUGGGGAUUAAGGAAUUUUGGAUUGAAUUUAUCAGAAGAUGAAACUAAAAUGAUUUUCUAAACAUUUGAUAAAAAUGGUAAUGGCAAAAUAGAAUUCAAUGAAUUUUUGGAUGCUUUCAGAGUAUUUCUAUAAUCUAAUUAUAUUAGUCAUAAAUGAGUGAUAAAAGACUGUAUUAUGUAUAAAGAGCCUAUGCAUCUAUUGAAUAAAAGGCAGGCAAAGUAACUCUGGAGACUAUGGGUAGAUUGAUUAACGUAAAGGAACAUCCAGAUGUUUUAAAAGGAUAUAAAACUGAAAGGCAAGUAUUCUAGGAUUUUGUAUCUCAUUGGAAUAAAGCAAAUCCUGAUAGAGUGAUUUCAUUUUAAGAAUUUGGAGAGUUUUAUUAAGUAUAAAUAUUAUAUAUAUUGUUUAGGAUGUUUCAUCUUCUGUGUAGUAGGAUGAGACUUUUGAGGCUAUUUUAAAGAAAUUAUGGAAUUUAUGAU
Messenger RNA from Paramecium pentaurelia, 1581 nucleotides. The record is from the annotation of a GenBank genome assembly. Lineage: Eukaryota; Ciliophora; Oligohymenophorea; Peniculida; Parameciidae.